Phasianus colchicus (ring-necked pheasant) is the source of this 3051-nucleotide messenger RNA. The record is from RefSeq and is a predicted model, not a curated record. Lineage: Eukaryota; Metazoa; Chordata; Aves; Galliformes; Phasianidae.
CUGUCACGCUAUGGGUGUGUGGGUGGGAAAUGGCUUUUAAAGGGCCAGGGCGGUGGCCCCACGUCCACGAGCCCGGCCCGGGGUCAGGGCGGCGCCGGGACCGUGCGGGAUCAGAUUCCCCCCCCCGGCGCCGUCGGGGGUAACGGGGCUCGGUGCCAGGCGUGUCCCCAGGGCAAAGCGGGGCUCAGCAGUGCCUCCACGAGUGUCCCUACUUAGGGAUGACACGGUGGCACGGUCCGGUGACAGCCGUGCAGCCGUCCCCCACAAGCAGCCUCGGAGCUGCUCGCCCCGUCUGUGCAUCCAUCCAGUUAUACCCUCUUCCCCCCUCCCUCCCCACCCCCCAGCCUUCUCAGCGCUUCCCGUCUGUCUGAGCUCAUCUCCCGUGUGCUGACCAGCACCUUCCCCACACGGAGCUGGGAGGCAUCUGCGGGCUGGGACGCCUGCGUGGUGCCCAUCAUUAGCGCGUGCAAUUACGGGGCCGGCUUUUAGCAGCGGGGGUUUUGUAACUGUUCUUGCCAAGCAUUAAUGAGCCCAGGCACUGCUAUUAACGAUCCCGCUCGAGCCAGAUGUUGAAAGCCUUUAUUAAACAUUAGCUCGGCUUGUACCUGGGCAAAAUUCCCACCGUGCUUUCCAAGGACCGGAUGAAAGCUGGGGCCAGAGCCCCAAAUUUUAUUCCCUCUCAUCAGCUUCCCUGCUGCUCUGUGCACCUGUGCAUCGCACCGAGGAGGGAUGCGGUGUGUCCCCAUCGGGGCACGCAUGGGGGAUGAGCCCUCUGGGAUGCCCCCAGCCUUGCCCCUGUACCCCUGCCCUAUGUCAGCAGCUUCCCUUGCCCUGCCACUCCUCUCCCUGCAGCAGGGGAAGCGCGCCAGCCACUUCUCACGCAACCCUGGCCAAUGGUUAACCCGAGGCCAGAGGUCCUGCCACUGAUAGCGUGGGGAUACAGGUGCCCUGCUUGAAAGGCUGGUGCCCUGGAGCAUCUCAGAGCUGGAGGGUAUAUGCCUGCGUAACAGGAGUGGCUCCAUAUGGGCUCAGCCCCUCUGUUAAUAGGUAGCCACCCAUCGAGUCUUGGCUGCUGUGACCCUCAGAUAAGCAUCCAAAAAUGUAUAUAAAGCCCCGUGGCAGAGCUGGGCAGCAGAGGAAGAGGAUCUGGUGUGGUUCCAGAGUCUGAACGCCCACUGCCUCUCUCUGCCCAGCUUCAAGGACCUGCAGGUAGGAGUGUGUGCAUGUGGCUCUGAACACAGAGGUAGGAUUGAGAAGGUAUUUAUGUCAGCAUAAGAAAUUCACAGAAUGUCUCUCCCAUCCCUCUCAUUCUCCAGCUCUCUGCUCUAUUUAAAGUAUCUCUUUCAAAUCCUAACUCUACACCACGCUUCCUUCCAGGCGGCAAUGGGGCCGGAGGAAGUGAUGGUACAGGUGGGCAGCCCAGGUCUCAUCUCGGCCACUGAGAUGCUGGUGGCAACUGCCACUUUCUGCCUGCUCCUGCUGCUGACCCAGACCCGCCGGCAGCACACACCCAAGGGGCUGCACAGACCCCCAGGUCCCCGUGGGCUCCCAGUGCUGGGCAGUGCGCUGGAGCUGAGGAAGGACCCACACCUGGUGCUCACCCAGAUGAGCCGCAAAUACGGGGAUGUGAUGGAGGUGACCAUCGGCUCCCAACCUGUGGUGGUGCUCAGCGGGCUGGAAACCAUCAGACAAGCCUUGGUGAGGCAAGCAGAAGACUUCAUGGGACGCCCUGACCUCUACAGCUUCCGACACAUUACGGAUGGACAGAGCCUGACCUUCAGCACUGACACGGGGGAAGUGUGGAAAGCCCGUAGGAAGCUGGCACAGAAUGCCCUGAAGAACUUCUCCAUCGCCGCCAGCCCCACAGCCUCCUCCAGCUGCCUUCUGGAAGAGCACGUCACCAACGAGGCCAGCUACCUGGUCACCAAAUUCCUGCAGCUGAUGGAGGAGAAGCAGAGCUUUGACCCCUACCGCUACAUGGUGGUGUCGGUGGCCAACGUCAUCUGCGCCAUUUGCUUCGGCAAGCGCUACGACCACGACGACCAAGAGCUGCUCAACGUGGUGAACGUGGUUGAUGAGUUUGGGGAUGUGACUGCUGUUGGCAACCCAGCUGACUUCAUCCCAUUGCUCCGGUACCUCCCCAGCCGCAACAUGGAUUUAUUUCUGGAUUUCAACAAGCGAUUCAUGAAAUUGUUGAAGAAAGCUGUGGAAGAGCACUAUGAGACCUUUGACAAGAACAACAUCCGAGAUGUCACCGACUCCCUCAUUGAGCAGUGCAUGGAGAAAAAAGCCGAAGCCAAUAGUGCCACACAGAUCCCAAAUGAGAAGAUCAUCAACCUGGUGAAUGACAUCUUUGGAGCAGGCUUUGACACCGUGACAACUGCCCUGUCCUGGAGCCUCAUGUACCUCGUGACGUACCCCCACAUCCAGAAGAAGAUUCAGGCAGAGCUGGAUCAGACCAUCGGCAGGGAGAGGAGACCACGGCUGUCUGACCGAGGCAUGCUGCCCUACACAGAAGCCUUCAUCCUGGAGAUGUUCCGGCACUCCUCCUUCAUGCCCUUCACCAUCCCACACAGCACAACCAGGGACACGGUGCUGAAUGGCUACUAUAUCCCAAAGGACCGCUGCGUGUUUAUCAACCAGUGGCAAGUGAACCAUGAUGAGAAACUUUGGAAGGAUCCACAGUCUUUCAACCCAGAGCGUUUCCUCAAUGCUGAAGGGACCGAAGUGAACAAAGUGGACGCGGAGAAGGUGAUGACUUUUGGCCUGGGGAAAAGGAGGUGCAUUGGGGAAAACAUAGGCAAGUGGGAGGUGUUCCUUUUCCUGUCCACAUUGCUCCAGCAACUGGAGUUCAGCAUCCGCGAUGGCGAGAAGGCAGACAUGACACCUAUAUAUGGACUGUCCGUCAAGCACAAGAGAUGUGAGCACUUUCAAGUCAAGAAACGCUUCUCCAUGAAGAGCUCAAACUGAGCAGUUUAUCCAUAGCCCAGAUAUUGCCUUGGCCGCCCUUAUAACAGACCUGGGUCUGGCAUAACCUCACAGAACCAUGCA